AUGGCUUGGGAUCUCGAGGGCCUGAUUUCUCACCUAUUGAUGGUCGUGGCAUGUGCAGGUGAGGAAGGAUGCUCUAUAAAUGAGCUGAUAAAUGAAAUUCGCCAUCUAUCUGACUUUUCAGGGUCUUUCACUUGCAAAGCCGGAGAACCACUUUCCGAUCAUGCUAUCGCUACUAUCUGGCACUGGCUAGUUGCCCAGGGUAACUUAUCCGUAGGACCAAACCGGAAAUACAAUGGCGUACCUCUUCAUGAAUUUAUAUUGUUAGCUGGGGCUAUGUCACAUGAGGUUCCAGUCGGCAAUGAAAGGAAUUGCUUCCCAUCUGAUCAGAUUGAAUCGAAUUCAAUAUCAAUCAAGUCGAGCAGCCAAAGGAAUUCCUCCGCUAUCAGGGUCUACGCAUCUGAAGAUUUAAUGUGGGAAUCUAUCACCGGCCACGCAGUGAACUACAAAAGAUUACCUCGUUCUGAAUGGCUUCUGCUUCUUGGUAUAUCAUCUACAAGAUCUCAGGGCAUAUUGCAAGGCGACCUAGGACGUCUCGUCGAACAGGACAAGCGAUCUGUGCCCAAGAGAACGGAUUCACUAGUCAAGAAAGGCUACGUUGUGAAGAGGACUACACUCGUCAGGGGAACGAAGACGAGCAAGUUAUGGCUCAAGUCAUUUGCUCCUUCCCUCCCAAAAGAAGGUGACGAGUCAGAUACAUCGCGACUUGCCGAGAUUAAUCUCUCAUAUCAAACCCUGGCUGCCAACCUUGAUCAGGUUCCAUGGCACACACGAUGGACAGGAGAGUCGAUGGAUUUUUAUGCAUUGGCUACGACUAUCAUGGCCGUCACGAAGGAAUGGCGGGUCAUACGUCUUCAGGAUCUUAAAGCAAAGCUAGGCGUACUUGGUAUGCGUUGGCAAAUGAAGAUUGUGUCAAAGAUAUGCAGAUUUCUUAACUCUUGUGGUGCCAUCCAGUACGUUGCUGCAAAAUUGGACAAUAAAAUCUUCAAGGACUGCAUCAAAUACAACAGAGACCUCAAUGCGAAGGAUUGGUCCACAUUUCUGGCUACGGGGAAGCGAACUAGCAAACCUAUCAAGACAGUCUUGCUCGGGCGAUCGGACUCAAAUGAUGGGACUGUAGAAUUCCAUGAUGCCGGUUCUCGAACAAAACGAAGCCUACUGCAGGCCAAAGGACUAUCUCCAGAAGAGGACAAGAUCUCGCAGGAGAGGCCGCCUUGGAGAGAACAAUAUCAAGCCCUGUUAUUGGCCCUGGACGUGGACGUGGACGAGGUCGAGGUCGAGGUCGAGGUCGAGGUCAAGAAAGAACAAUAUCCGACGAUGACAACCCUAAGUCCCGACCAUGGAGAUGUCAUAAUUGUGGAAGGAGCUGGAAAAACGACGUUGGACUAA
Molecule: messenger RNA, 1386 nt
Organism: Ustilaginoidea virens
Lineage: Eukaryota; Fungi; Ascomycota; Sordariomycetes; Hypocreales; Clavicipitaceae
Exons: 4
Coding region: 1-1386 (461 amino acids)
Biological process (GO): 5S class rRNA transcription by RNA polymerase III; transcription initiation at RNA polymerase III promoter
Cellular component (GO): transcription factor TFIIIC complex
Molecular function (GO): DNA binding
Source: RefSeq, a predicted model, not a curated record